AUGGAUACCAUUUGUAGUAUCAGUACAUCUCUUGGAGAUUCUUCUUUCAGGUUGCUAGACAGUGUUCUACAGGAGCACUAUUCCAUUGCACUGCUGGUGUGCAGUGUGUGUAAUGACAGUGUCUUGGUACGGCGACCUAAAGAGAAGAAGCGGGCUCGGGAGAACAAAGAGGUGCCCCGCGCCAGCCUGCUCAGCUUCCAGGACGAGGAGGAGGAAACUGAAGAAGUUUUCAAAGUGAAGAAAUCAAGUUACAGCAAAAAGAUUGUAAAACAGCUGAAGAAAGAAUACAAGGAAGAUCUUGAAAAAUCAAAAGUUAGAACAGAGGUCAAUUCUCCAACAGAUGUUGAGCCACCACUAGAAAAGACAGGACAGAUUAAGGACAUAGGUCAAGAAGAUGGGACUGCAAACAGCGAACAUGGUGAAGAAGAAAUGGAAGUUGAAAGUGAAAAGGAAGAAGAAAAACCAAAACCUGGUGGGGCUUUUUCAAGUGCUCUAUCAUCGCUGAAUGUUCUUCGCCCAGGAGAAAUUCCAGAUGCUGCUUUUAUUCAUGCCGCUAGGAAAAAGCGUCAAAUGGCUCGUGAACUUGGAGACUUUACUCCUGUUGACAGUGAACCAGGUAAAAGCCGCCUUGUUCGAGAAGAUGAAAAUGAUGCCAGUGAUGAUGAAGAUGAUGACGAGAAGAGGAGGAUAGUUUUUACAGUGAAGGAAAAAUCCCAAAGGCAAAAGAUUGCUGAGGAAAUAGGUAUUGAGGGGAGUGAUGAUGAGGCACUGGUGGCAGGGGAACAAGAUGAGGAACUCAGUAGAUGGGAGCAAGAACAGAUACGGAAAGGAAUCAACAUACCUCAGGUUCAGCCAAGUCAGCCUGCUGAAGUGAAUAAUCUGUACUACCAGAACACUUACCAGACAUUGUCUUAUGGUUCGUCAUAUGGCAUUCCAUACACUUAUGCUGCGUAUGGAUCAUCGGAAGCCAAGUCUCAAAAAACAGAUAAUACUGUUCCUUUCAAAACACCCAGUAAUGAGAUGACUCCUAUUACUAUUGAUUUGGUAAAGAAACAGCUUAAAGACAGGUUGGACUCUAUGAAAGAAUUGCACAAAGCUAAUCGGCAGCAGUUUGAGAAACAUCAGCAAAGCCAAGAGGACUCUACCAAGGCAAUUGAAAGAUUAGAAGGGUCUUCUGGGGGUAUUGGUGAACAGUAUAAGUUUUUGCAAGAAAUGCGAGGGUAUGUCCAAGACUUGCUUGAGUGUUUCAGUGAAAAGGUGCCUCUGAUUAAUGAACUUGAAUCUGCAAUGCACCAGCUGUACAAACAGCGAGCUUCCCGCCUUGUCCAAAGACGACAAGAUGAUAUUAAAGAUGAAUCUUCGGAGUUUUCAAGCCAUUCAAAUAAAGCGCUCAUGGCACCAAAUCUUGAUUCUUUUGGACGAGACAGAGUGCUCUAUCAAGAACAAGUUAAGCGUCGGACUGCAGAAAGAGAGGCUAGAAGAGCUCGUCGUAGACAAGCAAGAGAGCAAACUGGGAAGAUGGCAGAUCACCUUGAAGGCCUUUCCAGUGAUGAUGAGGAAACUUCAACGGAUAUUACAAACUUCAAUAUGGAACGAGACCGUAUAUUGAAAGAAUCCAGCAAAGUUUUUGAAGAUGUUUUGGAAAGCUUUUACUCAAUCGAUUGUAUUAAGUCCCAGUUUGAAGCCUGGCGUUCAAAGUACUUUGCUUCCUACAAAGAUGCUUAUAUUGGCCUCUGUUUACCAAAGUUGUUCAACCCUUUAAUCAGACUUCAGCUGCUUGUCUGGACUCCUUUGGAGGGCAAAUGUCGAGAUUUUGAAACUAUGUUGUGGUUUGAAUCGUUGCUCUUUUAUGGCUGUGAAGAACAGGAGCAAGAAAAAGAUGAUGCUGAUAUUUCACUAUUACCUACUAUUGUAGAGAGAGUUGUUCUUCCUAAAUUAACAGUGAUUUCUGAAAAUAUAUGGGAUCCUUUUUCUACAACACAAACAUCAAGAAUGGUAGCAAUUGUACAAAAACUUGUAAAUGGAUAUCCUUCAGUGGUUAAUGCUGAAAACAAAAAUACACAAAUGCUUUUAAAGGCACUGUUGCUAAGAAUGAGGAGAACACUAGAUGAUGAUGUAUUCAUGCCCUUAUAUCCAAAAAAUGUCUUAGAAAACAAGAACUCUGGUCCAUAUUUGUUUUUCCAACGUCAGUUUUGGUCAUCUGUUAAGUUAUUAGGAAACUUUCUCCAGUGGUAUGGAAUCCUUUCAAACAAAACUCUCCAGGAGCUGUCAAUAGAUGGGCUACUAAAUAGAUACAUUCUUAUGGCUUUUCAAAACUCUGAGUAUGGAGAUGACAGCAUUAAGAAGGCGCAAAGUGUAAUUGCUUGCUUUCCUAAACAGUGGUUUGCUAAUCUAAAAGGAGACAAGACUAUUUCACAGCUAGAAAACUUCUGUAGAUACCUUGUUCAUCUGGCUGAUACAAUUUACAGAAACAGCAUUGGUUGCUCUGAUGUAGAGAAAAGAAAUGCAAGGGUAGCAAAUAAAGCAGAUCAUAAAGCUUCUAGCAAGUAUACGAGCACUGGAUCAUGCUGUGACAGUUGCAAAUGAUCACAACGUAAAAGAAUUAAAAAUUUUAAUAGAAGGAAAAUAGACUUUUCUGACAUCUCGUUAUGAGCUUUAAAACCAUUCCUGAUGUGUAAUUUAUGUACAUAUGUAAAGUUUCUUAAACUGUAAAGUAUUGAUCUUUGUUUUAAUACAAAGUGCAUUCUUAUAUACAGCAUCCUUUGAAAUAAAUGAAAAAGUUGACUUUCUUUGGAGGCAAAAAUGAAAUUCCAAGGUAGUCAUCCUCCCAGAAAUCAGGCUUUCCUCAAAGUUUCUCAAAAUCUUGUUUACAAAAACACUUUGUACCCACAAUUAGUUGUCAUCUACUCCUUUGUUUAAUUGUUCCAUGGCUAACUGGAAUGUGUGUAAUAUAUUAAGUGUAAUGCAAUGCGUGCAUAUAUUUAUACCACCGUGUUACUUUCACACUGGAUAUGGAGAUCUUUUACUCUUGAAAAAGCUUUUCCUUUUUCUAAAAAUUACUUGUUUUGAAAAUAAAAUGAUCAUAUUAUUGGUCAAAAGGUUAAAUCUGUGAAAAUCAUUUGGCCUAAAUAGUAGAGACGUUUCCAAAUGCAGCCAAACCUUUAAAAAGCAGCUGUGCUGCACUCAGACUGGAACUCUUACGACUGUUCUUAGAAACAAGAGAUGAGAAAACACAAAUCAGUGUUCAACUAUUUUCUUAAUUUGGGCAGACAAUGCAAAUUUGUGAUUAUUGUGCAAAUUUACAGUAUUUCCCAAUCCCCAAGCACCUUUUAUUUUUCAAGGAAAAAUAGUUCACCUGUGAACUCUGGGCCCUUGGUGGCUAAGUUCACUGUUUGUAUCCUGUUUUAUAACUCCACAUUGGGAAUCUAUUUCUUCUGAUUGGUAUGGCUAAAGAUGCAAAGCAAAAUGAAGGUGGAGAAAACUUUAUAUCCUAGAAUUUGAAGUGUUCAUACUGUAGUAAACAUUCAAAUGUUACAUUUCCUGCUAAAUAGCAGCAAAGAAUACAGUCUUGGAAAACAAAGCAUUUAAUUUUUUGGAAAUCAGAAGGAAAAUCCUUUAAAACAGGGUGAUCCAUGUUGCAACUCUAAUGAUUUGAUGGGGUCUGAGGCACGUUAACAGCUGUAGUAGCCUUGGAUUAAGAGCUGUUUUACUGGUGAACCCUACAUUUUGGGGGGAAUUAUAGCAAUAAAUUGACAUCCUGAAUAACAUGAAGUAAAACUGUAUUUUAAGCUCAUGUCGUGGUAUAAAUGAGUAUAUUAAAAAAUGUACAAUUUGUAACAUGCACACUUCAUUUGGACACUGAACAAUUGUUUUUCUGAACUGCUGAGAUUGAUGGAGUACAUUCAGAAUAUCUGCUUUUAAAAAUUGUUUCAAUAAACUUGUCUGUCAAGGA
Messenger RNA from Meleagris gallopavo (turkey), 3952 nucleotides. NCBI's taxonomy places the organism in Eukaryota, Metazoa, Chordata, Aves, Galliformes, Phasianidae. The record is from RefSeq and is a predicted model, not a curated record.